Phlebotomus argentipes is the source of this 1358-nucleotide messenger RNA. RefSeq names its product 26S proteasome regulatory subunit 8 (gene Rpt6). The coding region runs from base 117 to 1328 and encodes 403 amino acids. The transcript is spliced from 3 exons. The record is from RefSeq and is a predicted model, not a curated record. Gene Ontology annotation, biological process: proteasome-mediated ubiquitin-dependent protein catabolic process. NCBI's taxonomy places the organism in Eukaryota, Metazoa, Arthropoda, Insecta, Diptera, Psychodidae. Gene Ontology annotation, molecular function: ATP hydrolysis activity; ATP binding; proteasome-activating activity. Gene Ontology annotation, cellular component: proteasome regulatory particle, base subcomplex.
GCGAAACGCGGCGAAGAAAGUGAUUCUGCAGAAUCUGCUUGUGCAUUGUUUUCAUCGCAUUUCUCAACAAUUUACUGAAAAAUUCUGCGAAAGGAGAGUGAAAAACCCGCUAGAGGAUGACUAUCGCGUCCAAGAUGGAAGUGGAUGUAAACCGUGGAGAGGGCUUCCGGUCAUACUACAUCCAAAAAAUAGAGGAACUCCAGCUAGUUGUGGCGGAGAAAAGCCAGAAUUUGCGCCGUCUGCAAGCCCAGCGAAAUGAGCUGAAUGCUAAAGUCCGAAUGCUGAGGGAGGAGCUUCAGUUGCUGCAGGAACAGGGCAGUUAUGUGGGCGAGGUGGUGAAGCCCAUGGACAAGAAGAAAGUGCUGGUUAAAGUGCAUCCAGAGGGGAAAUUCGUGGUGGACAUUGACAAGAACAUUGACAUCAACGAUGUGACACCAAAUUGUCGCGUGGCGCUCAGGAAUGAGAGUUAUACGCUCCACAAGAUCCUGCCCAACAAGGUGGAUCCGCUGGUGUCGCUGAUGAUGGUGGAGAAAGUCCCGGAUUCUACUUACGAGAUGGUGGGCGGACUGGAUAAGCAAAUCAAGGAGAUUAAGGAGGUGAUUGAGCUACCCGUGAAGCAUCCUGAGCUGUUCGACGCUCUGGGCAUUGCUCAGCCGAAGGGCGUGCUUCUGUAUGGGCCGCCGGGAACGGGAAAGACACUCCUUGCUCGAGCUGUGGCACAUCACACCGAGUGCACCUUCAUCCGUGUGUCUGGCUCUGAAUUGGUGCAGAAGUUCAUUGGAGAGGGCUCUCGAAUGGUCAGGGAAUUGUUCGUGAUGGCACGUGAGCACGCACCAUCGAUCAUUUUCAUGGACGAAAUCGACUCCAUCGGCUCAUCGCGCAUAGAAUCCGGAAGUGGUGGAGAUUCUGAAGUGCAGCGCACGAUGCUUGAGCUUCUGAAUCAGCUGGACGGCUUCGAGGCCACGAAGAACAUCAAGGUGAUCAUGGCCACGAACAGGAUCGAUAUUCUAGAUCCCGCCCUACUCCGUCCUGGUCGCAUCGACAGGAAGAUCGAGUUCCCGCCACCGAACGAGGAGGCCAGGCUGGAUAUCUUAAAGAUCCACUCACGCAAGAUGAACCUCACGCGCGGCAUCAAUCUGAGGAAGAUUGCCGAACUCAUGCCUGGCGCUUCAGGGGCAGAGGUAAAGGGCGUGUGCACGGAAGCGGGCAUGUAUGCGCUGCGAGAACGACGUGUGCACGUGACGCAGGAGGACUUCGAGAUGGCCGUGGCGAAGGUAAUGCAGAAAGACUCGGAGAAGAAUAUGUCGAUCAAGAAACUCUGGAAGUAAGGUAAUAAAUCUGCCCUCACUUUUAUUAUA